This is a messenger RNA of Mya arenaria, 690 nucleotides long. RefSeq names its product tyrosine-protein phosphatase non-receptor type 20-like. Lineage: Eukaryota; Metazoa; Mollusca; Bivalvia; Myida; Myidae. The record is from RefSeq and is a predicted model, not a curated record. Gene Ontology annotation, biological process: protein dephosphorylation. The coding region runs from base 1 to 690 and encodes 229 amino acids. Gene Ontology annotation, molecular function: protein tyrosine phosphatase activity. The transcript is spliced from 6 exons.
AUGCAAUUGAGUCAUGAGAACAAGUCGGAUAAAGAACUACAAGCUAUUGCAAUGAAUCGUUUGAUGACAAAGAAGAACAUGAAACAUUCGGAUGUACCAGGUGAUUCCAACGAACCGCAAUUUAAUCUGGUUCUGAGAACAAGCGAGUCUGAUUGCAUCAAUGCGAUACACAUCAACAGUUUAAAAACAGAACACCGCUUCUUGGUUGCGCAAACACCUCUGCCGGACGCAGUUGCUGAUUUCAUUGCAUUUGCUGUUCAAGAAAACUGUUCAUGUAUCAUUAAUAUGGAGGCACAGUUGGAAAAGCAUCAGAUCAAGAGAGAUGUGACAAUUCCACACUAUGACUAUUUGGACUGGGAUACGAAACACAAUGUUCCUAUGUCGGCACAACACUUUGUUGACUUCAUCAAAGAGGUUGAAGACGUAUCCAAAGCAUCUCUCUUGAAGGGACCGAUACUGUUGCACUGUCUAAAUGGGGCUGGAAAAAGCGGCCUUUUUUGUGUGGUCUCGACAUUACUUGAACAAUUGAAUGAAGAUAAUGAGGUCAGUGUGGUCAAUGCCGUGCAGAAAGUCAGAGCUAGAAGACCACUCGCUAUUCCAAAUAAGGAACAGUUUUACUUCUGCUACGAGUGUGUUCUCCAUUCCGUGAACGCAAUGGAUAACGCUGUGUAUUACAACAUGAGGGUAUAA